Messenger RNA from Grus americana (Whooping crane), 2062 nucleotides. RefSeq lists its product as uncharacterized. The record is from RefSeq and is a predicted model, not a curated record. Lineage: Eukaryota; Metazoa; Chordata; Aves; Gruiformes; Gruidae. The coding region runs from base 159 to 1139 and encodes 326 amino acids. The transcript is spliced from 8 exons.
CCCAUUAAAAGGAAGGGCUUGUUUCUGUUUGUAGGAGGAAAGUCCCUCUGAUAAGCAGAAGAAAGCUACUGCCUCUUGCAAUAGCUUCCUAUGCUCCUGACUGCGCCAUCCCCUGUGCUGCUCUCACUUCAGCAAACAUUUUCUGCUGCUGUAAAAGCAUGGAUACACGGGAGUUUUCUUCCUGCGGCAGAACAGAGCUGUUUGGAGGACAAAGUAAGGGUGCCGUUACCAGCAAGAUGACUGCAGGUGGCAGAAAAAUAUUUGACAUCCCACAGCAACCAUCAGCCUGUACAGACCAGAAUUUACAGCUGGGGGGAGCAUAUCACAAUCUGAUAGAAAGGCUGGCUAAGGUGGAACAAGAAAUAAGGGAGAAAAGAGUUUGGGUUAACUCUGCUGAUCUUCGAUUACAAAAUCUGGAGAGUUGCCAGAGAGAACUUCUUGGAGAUGUCACCCAAAAAGAGCUUCAAAAGAAAGAGGAAUAUAAGAAGCUGAAAGAGAAGAACAAAGAGCUAGAGGCAAGAAACAAAGAGCUCUUGUCUAAAGCAAUGAGCAUGCACAAGCAGUCUGAGGACAUGAAUGACCCUUUGCGUUUGACUGCUGUGCUGGAGAUGUAUGAGAUGCUCAGGCUGCGUGAAUGGGAAAAAUUCAGGAGCUCCUCAUUGUCCAGUUUGUCGUAUAAAGCUGGCAGCAGCAUAAUUAAGAAGGUGUUUGAUGCCUGUGAGAAAGAUAUACAGCAGAGAACAACUAAGAUAUUUGAAGUUCUUGACAUUACACCUUUGAAUGAUGCUAUGACCAACAGCAAACAGGGGAUAAUGAAAGAGAUAAGGAAUCUCUUCAGAUAUUCCUGUUCCAACAACCAAUCAGAGUUUUACAUGAAAAUUAUCAUGAAACUUGGCAGUGACAUCAAAACUCCCAUGGAAAGACAGUUUGCACUGCGCUGCUGCCAAAUUUAUUGUUUGCUCCUUCUUCAGGACCCACCAGUUGAAGCUGUGUGGAACCUAGAGGAAAGCUCAAUGCAAUAUUUAGAGCAUGUGGACAGGAAAGACUGGGAGCACUGUAGUAAACCAGUAUUUCUGUGGCCCAUAUUGAAACAAGGGGAACAAGUCAUUCUGAAAGGUGUAGUCUGGGAUGAAAAGUAGCAUGACUUCAGAGUGAGGCUGCUCACUUGUAUGAUCACAAGAAGAUGAAACAACUGCUGUGCAAUAUGCUGUUUUUCUUUCUCCCGUGAACUGCCUACUUUUCAGAGCUAGCAAGCUAGAUAUUCCUGGCUUGAGACUCCUAGGAUAAAUAAUUAUUUACAAACAUGUAUUAAAAAUGGAAGAUGUUUCCCUCAGCAGCAUGCAUACAUUUUAUGUAACAUUGGUUCCUUGCUGUCUCUAAACAGCAUUUGUGUGGAAAGAGAAUCUAUGUUUCUAGCCUACCUUACCUGCUCUUCACAAAUGCUUAUGGCAUUGUCAGGUAACAGUGGGGAUCUCAGCCACCCUGUGGAGGCACUUGCCUGCUCAGCAACAGCAUGCAGUAGGACCCAAGACUUUGCAGGACCCCUAACAGCGGUGGUAUCUCUGCCCUCCCCUGCAUCUACAGCAGGUGCACAAAGUGCAGGCUCAUGCUUUCUGCUAAUGAAUAAGCAGCAAGGAUGAAGAUGGCCCAUUGGGAAACAGGCAUCCUUCUUGGGUAAAAAUGUACUUAGCUGAGAAAGAGAUCGAGGCACUAAAAUACAAGGCUCACAAAGGCUACAAUGGACUCACAGAAGACAGGUGUUCAUAGGUAUGUGUACCCAGACACAGACACUGAGGCCCACUCUUAUAUGCCAAAAGGCCAUUCGUCUCCACACAAAUGCCGCCUUCCUGUUAGUACUCAGCUGCUUUCCCACGUCUGUACAAUUUAACGCUCCAUAGCCCUUCAGCUACAGACCUGCCACAGCUCUUGAUCAAAGUGCUCUAAAAAUUGUAUUUCACAGCGUAAGGGGGAUGCAGUGAGGCCAAUGCAUGGUUAUGUGCUCGUGUGACAAAAUAUUCAGUGAGAAUCUUGAGAUUUGCCAAAUAAAAAGACUGGAAAUCGU